Messenger RNA from Salvelinus namaycush (lake trout), 1772 nucleotides. RefSeq names its product signal peptide, CUB and EGF-like domain-containing protein 1. Gene Ontology annotation, cellular component: cell surface. Lineage: Eukaryota; Metazoa; Chordata; Actinopteri; Salmoniformes; Salmonidae. Gene Ontology annotation, molecular function: calcium ion binding. Bases 69 to 1772 code for a protein of 567 amino acids. The record is from RefSeq and is a predicted model, not a curated record. The transcript has 15 exons. Gene Ontology annotation, biological process: signal transduction.
UACCAAAACGGUUCUCUUAUCAAAGAAACACAUAACCAAAAAACUGCAUUCAAUCACCUCCUUUUACCAUGGGAAGUGCUUGUUUUUCCUGGGACGUUUGUUUGUUUUUCGUCCUCAUUAAUACUUGUGAGGUGAUGGGGAAUGUUGGACUCGCAGAUGCCGAUGAGUGCUCUGAAGGCACGGAUGACUGUCACAUUGAUGCUCUCUGCCAGAAUACCCCCAAAUCCUUCAACUGCAUCUGCAAGCCGGGGUACAAGGGAGACGGCAAGCAGUGCGAAGACAUGGACGAGUGUGAGAAUGAGUACAACGGAGGCUGUGUCCACGAGUGUAUCAACAUCCCUGGCAACUACAGGUGCACCUGCUACGAUGGAUUCAUGUUGGCCCACGACGGACACAACUGUCUGGCCUCCACAGAUGGAAUGAACUGCAUGAACAAGGACCACGGCUGCGCCCACAUCUGCAGGGAGACCCCCAAGGGGGGUGUGGCUUGCGAGUGCCGGCCCGGGUUCGAGCUGGCAAAGAACCAGAGAGACUGUACAUUGACAUGUAACUAUGGGAACGGAGGCUGCCAGCACAUGUGUGACGAUACGGAUGUGGGGCCGGUUUGUGGCUGUCACCAGAAGUACGCCCUGCACUCAGACAGCAAGACCUGCAUCGAUCUGUGCUCUGUUGCACCCCGAAAAUGUCGCCCGGAGUUUCACGAUGACGAUGAGAGAGAUGAGGCUGCAAUUGAGAGCUCUGAGUUCAAUACCACGUCAAUAGCUGAUGUGGACAAGCGGGUGAAACGGCGGCUUCUUAUGGAAACCUGUGCGGUGAACAAUGGCGGCUGUGACCGGACGUGCAAGGACACGGCUACAGGGGUACGCUGCAGCUGCCCCGUGGGAUUCACCCUGCAGCCAGACGGCAAGACCUGCAAAGACAUAGAUGAAUGCCAGGAGGCGUUCAAUAACGGCGGCUGUGACCAUUUCUGCAAAAACACGGUGGGCUCCUUUGAGUGCAGCUGCCAGAAGGGCCACAAGCUCCUCACUGACGAGCGCACCUGCCAGGAUAUUGACGAGUGUUCCUUUGAGAGGACCUGCGACCACACCUGCGUCAACUACCCUGGCAGCUUCGACUGUGUCUGUCAGGAAGGAUACACUCUGUACGGCCUCACACACUGCGGAGACAUAGAUGAGUGCAGCAUUAACAACGGGAGCUGUGAACACAGCUGUGUGAACACACAGGGAGGCUAUGAGUGUCUGUGUCCGCCCGGUCAGAAACUCCACUGGAACAAGAAGGACUGCACCAAGGCGGUGAAGUGUUUGCCCGACGGGAAGCCAGCGCCGCGCGCCCAGCUCAGCUGUGACAAGAGAGGAGGGGUGGAGGUGUGCUCACUCUCCUGUCCUUCCAACGCACUCUUCCUCGCAGACUCUGAGAACAGCUACACACUAAGCUGUGGUGUGCCGGUGCAACCUGUGAAGGCACCACAGAAGAAGAACGCCACCACCGCCCUGCUCACCUGUGCAGGUAUGCAAUGCAUUAUGGGACAUGUAGUCAGCGAUGCAUACCCACGGGACUUCACUUGUUCAUCCCUAACCGGACAGGCUCAGCUCAUCCGACCGGGAGACCGGGCGAACCCAGGAGUAGGGGGACACGGAGGUGGAGGGGGGACAUGCUCGCUCAGCAACCCAGCAGAGUUUCUCCGAGGUGGGCCAAGCUGUGACAGAGGGCCUCUCUCUGGUGAGCCAACCCGCAACCCUGACCGCUCCAGCAGGCCUCACACCCAGUCCUAA